Sorex araneus (European shrew) is the source of this 699-nucleotide messenger RNA. It is a transcript of the gene CLDN14, whose product is annotated as claudin 14. The coding region runs from base 1 to 699 and encodes 232 amino acids. Gene Ontology annotation, molecular function: structural molecule activity. The transcript has a single exon. NCBI's taxonomy places the organism in Eukaryota, Metazoa, Chordata, Mammalia, Eulipotyphla, Soricidae. Gene Ontology annotation, biological process: bicellular tight junction assembly; cell adhesion. The record is from RefSeq and is a predicted model, not a curated record. Gene Ontology annotation, cellular component: plasma membrane; bicellular tight junction.
AUGGCCAGCACGGCGGUGCAGCUCCUGGGCUUCCUGCUCAGCUUCCUGGGCCUGGUGGGCACGCUGCUCACCACCGUCCUGCCGCACUGGCAGCGCAAGGCGCACGUGGGCAGCAACAUCCUGACGGCCGUGUCCUACCUGAAGGGGCUGUGGAUGGAGUGCGUGUGGCAGGCCACGGGCGUGUACCAGUGCCAGCUGUACCGCUCGCUGCUGGCGCUGCCCCGCGACCUGCAGGCGGCCCGCGCGCUCAUGGUGGUGUCCUGCCUGCUGUCGGCCGUGGCCUGCGUCCUGGCCGUGGUGGGCAUGAAGUGCACGCGCUGCGCCAAGGACACGCCGCUCAAGACGAGCCUGGCCGUGACGGGCGGCGUCCUCUUCGUGCUGGCCGGCCUCCUGUGCCUCAUCCCCGUGUCCUGGGCCACCCACAACGUCGUCCGGGACUUCUUCAACCCGCUGCUGCACAGCAGCCUCAAGUACGAGCUGGGCCCGGCGCUCUACCUGGGCUUCGUCUCCGCGUCGCUGUCGCUGGUGGGGGGCGCGCUGCUCUGCCUCUCCUGCGACGCGCAGGCGGCCUCCGCGCCCCCCCGCGGCCCGCCCCGCGCCGCGCCCGCCUACCGGCCCCCCGCCGCCUACAAGGACCACCGCGCGCCCUCGGCGGGCUCGGCCACGCACAGCGGCUACCGGCUCAAUGACUACGUGUGA